AGCAAAAAGCUGUGCACAACGAGAGUCAUGCCAUAAAGAGUAAUGGGAGUGGUAUUUUAGUCAGAAUUUCCAGGACUUAUUUAGGAACAGUUUUGGGAAAUGACUGAGUACAUGGAGUUUGUGUAGGUGGAUGACAGGUUCGUUAGUGCUAGAGGGGGUUAGAAUGCUUGGAAGAGGAAAUAGAGUAUUUUUGGUAUGGAAAUCACUACGGGAGUAAUUAGCAUUAAUGGAAUCACGGAAAUAUUUCUGGAGGGGAAAUUUCAAAAGUUAAUGAUUCCUCUCCAAAACGUAACUAAUAUUGAGUACAAAUUUCCAAAGAUAUUUUAUCUCAUCCCAAUCUCACUAUUCUUAUUCCAAUAACCUACAUUUCACCCCUCUCUUUCCCUCUAUCACCCUAAACCCUCCCUCCAU
This is a messenger RNA of Moneuplotes crassus, 411 nucleotides long. The record is from the annotation of a GenBank genome assembly. Lineage: Eukaryota; Ciliophora; Spirotrichea; Euplotida; Euplotidae.